Corticium candelabrum is the source of this 363-nucleotide messenger RNA. RefSeq lists its product as uncharacterized. The transcript has a single exon. Gene Ontology annotation, molecular function: nucleic acid binding. The record is from RefSeq and is a predicted model, not a curated record. NCBI's taxonomy places the organism in Eukaryota, Metazoa, Porifera, Homoscleromorpha, Homosclerophorida, Plakinidae. Gene Ontology annotation, biological process: DNA integration. Bases 1 to 363 code for a protein of 120 amino acids.
AUGAUUGAUGAAUACUCAAAGUCGGACGUACACGAGUUAGGCACUCAUGCCACCACAGAGCAGGCUACGAAUGCAAUGAGACAGACCUUCAAUUAUCAUGGCUUACCCAAAAGGUUGGUGACAGAUAAUGAGCCUCAAUUUAUGUCACAAGAGUUUCAGAUGACCGUGAAGGCCAACGAUCCAACAUCAGUUGACACCACCUAUCAUCCACCAUCCAAUGGGCAGACUGAAAGACUGAUCCAAGAACUCAAGAAGAGUUUGAAGAGUCGGCCAACAGGAAGAUCCAUCAGUCAUCAGGUAUCGAUCAAUCUUACUGCGGUAUCGAACGACACCAAACCAGCCAACAGGGAAGGCCCCGGCUGA